AUGGCCUCGGAGUUCGAAAAGAUCAGGCUGUCUGGGAUUUGCAGGUCCGCCGCUGGCACGCAGGGGCCUAUUGUCGCCAAGGCCUUACCACCUCGAGCUUCCAUGUGCGCUACCUUUCCCCGGGAUCAAGCUGCGGCUGCGGCACUAUUUACGACGGUACCGGACUAUGUAACUCGUUACGCACCGCUCGUCUGGCUACACUCGGAGGACCCAUUCAGGCCAUCGGACCUAUUCCAGCAUGUGCGCCAUACCACGCCCAUGGUAGAUGGCGAGCCUUUAGACGGGCUGCCGGAGCUCGACCUGGACAACCUAGCUUUGCUGAACGACAGGGGACCCGACGGCAGUCCGGUCGCGCUGACGGCUGCCAGUGGUGAGGUUACACAUCUGCCCGCUUGGCUUCUAGGGGAGACGCCGGAUGAGACUGGAACGCUCCACAAUGCGACAGCCUGCGUUGUGAUUCUAGUUGAGUUCGAGGGGGAGUCUGGCGACCUGGGGGCAUUUUACUUCUACUUCUACUCCUACAACCGCGGCGCCAAUAUCACCCAGGUGCUGGAGCCGAUAAAAGGCAUGCUAGAGGGGGAUGUCGAGCCCGGAAUGCAUUUUGGAGACCAUGUCGGGGAUUGGGAGCAUAAUAUGAUUCGGUUCCGGGACGGGAAACCUACUGGGAUCUAUUUCAGUCAACACUCUGGCGGCGCUGCUUAUGAAUGGGACGACACGGCCCUGACCGUGGAACACGAGCGACCCAUUGUCUACAGCGCAUAUGGUUCUCACGCGAAUUAUGCAUCCCCUGGAGACCACGUCCACGAUGCGGUGAUAAAGGAUCACUGUGACCGAGGCCUGCGAUGGGAUCCGGUGUCCUCGGCAUACUUCUAUAGCUUUAGACCCCUUACUUCCGAGCUGACCCGUAUUUUUCCACCUGGGUCACCCCAAGAACCCAACUUCACGUCAGCAAUCUACUUUUCCGGGCUUUGGGGCGACGCGCAGUAUCCGGAUAGUGACCCUCGCCAGGAGACCGUUCCCCGCUUCGGCCUGAAACGCUACGUCUCUGGCCCUUCAGGCCCAAUAACGAAGCAGCUUGUGAGGAAGGGCCUGUCUCCCGACCAUCGGGAGCCGAAGACUUGGGUGCAGUGGGGCGUCAGCCUCUUCAUGUCUCUCUAUCCAUGCUGUCUGCGUGGGUGGAGAGUCUGGGCUUCGGGCAUGAUACUUAUUUGCGUGUUGGUUUUGAUAGUCUUCGGCAUCAUUUACGCCGUGAGGCGGUACGGGGCAAGGAAAGAGGGCUACCAAAAAGUCGACACUGGUGCGGAUAUACCGCUGAACAACCUGGACUACAGGGACGACACCAUUGUACACGGUCACCGUUCCCAGGGCGACCAACAGUAA
This is a messenger RNA of Diaporthe amygdali, 1380 nucleotides long. RefSeq names its product vacuolar protein sorting-associated protein 62. NCBI's taxonomy places the organism in Eukaryota, Fungi, Ascomycota, Sordariomycetes, Diaporthales, Diaporthaceae. The record is from RefSeq and is a predicted model, not a curated record. The transcript is spliced from 6 exons. Bases 1 to 1380 code for a protein of 459 amino acids.